AGGAGGAACGGACUGGUAGCUUUGCUCAGGCUGCGCGUGUCACUUUCCAGGCAGCACCAUCCGGCCAAGGAGAAUCAACUGUGGCCGUCUGUUUUGCGACUGCGAAGAAGGCGGUCUCGAUAUUUUAUUUUCAUUUUAUAUUUCCUUAAUUUAUUUUCUGUGUCUACGAACACAAGGAGACAGUGCAACGAGCAAGCUAGCAAACGCCGAAUCUGAUGGAAAAAAUAAGUUGACUGAUCGCUUCUGGAAGACUGCUGUUUUCACUUCAGGAUAAAGGAUAUUUUUGAUCAAAAUGAUCUGGAUUUCUGGAUAUGGGGUGCAGCGAGAAUCGCGAUAUUUUUGAAGGAGAGCCAGGAACACAGAUUUCUUUAAACAUAACAUCGACAACGGCGUCGGGAAAUCAACAAAUACAGACGAGCAUCAUCUUAAUUAUCGCGUUUGUGGGUCAUAUGGCCCGAAAAAACCUAACAUUUCCACUGCUUGACUACAUUUAGAGCUUGCCUACAGUUUCGUGUUUGUUGUACACGAAACAUUCUUGUCUCUUGCAUAGCCAAAAACAAGUAGCCCAACUGAGACCAUAGCAACUUCUAUGAAGUAACCUCCAUGCAGCAAUUGGCGGUGCGAAUGACGAUGGAUUCAUCAUGAAAAGGCAAAGAUGGGAGAUUCUGACAGAUGACCGCCCCGUUUCUUAUGUGAUACGCACAGGUUACCCUCUUUUACUACAAAAAUGGGAAAUUGUCCUGGUUUUGUGAGUGGAGAGGGGACAGUCACUUCCAACAUGUGGGAGAUCUAAGGCCGUGGAGUAUUUAUUUAUUGUGGGGGGAGAGGGGUUUUGUGUCGCAUUAACAUUCUUACCAUUUUAAUUAUUUUAACCAGCGAUCUUCAUUUGUGCGUGGAAUAGCAUUUAAAUAUUAAUUUUAUACAUGCAGAUCUAUCUAGGCCUAUAGCUAGCCUAAAUCAAACGAAGUAGGUCAGAUUAGCCUAUUGCAAUUAAAAUGAAACUGUACGAAUUAGGGUUACCUUCAGAGAAAAUUGACAACUAACAGGCUUACAUUUAUUUUAUACAUAUAUUUCAGCUUCAUUUUAAUUUUACCCGGUUUAGUGUUCGCGUAUUUGACCGUUUGGUUCCCUGUUGCCCGGCUCCCAUUCCCCUCACAACUCGUGUCUAUCGUUUCGCUGCUAAGACCUUAGAUAGCGGAUAGUUAGAUUUUUAUUUCCAGUUCUCCCAUUCUUUAUUCCGCCUUCCGAGCGCUGCUGUUGAGUGAAUGGCUUUGUGUGGAGCCACGGCUUCCAACGCUGCAAAAAUGAUGGCUGCAUACAACGGCGGCGCGUCGGCGGUGGCAGCACAUCACCCACACCAUCACCACCAACUAUCGCAUGUACCACCACACCAUCUCCAACAUCAUCACCACCACCCGGGGCAGCAUCACCUACACCCCGGUUCAGCUGCUGCAGUCCACCCAGUCCAGCAGCACGCCUCUACAGCUGCUGCAGCUGCUGCCGCCGCUGCGGCUGUAAUGCUGAAUCCGAGCCAGCAGCAACCGUACUUUCCCUCGCCAGCUCCUGGACAGGCCCCCGGUCCCGCCGCGGCUGCGGCACCGGCCCAAGUUCAGGCCGCGGCGGUUAAAGCUCAUCACCAUCACCAACAUUCACACCUUUUACAACAGCCACUGGACAUCGAGCCUGACAGACCAAUUGGAUACGGAGCGUUUGGAGUAGUCUGGUCAGUUACGGACCCAAGAGACGGAAAGCGGGUUGCCCUAAAAAAGAUGCCCAACGUCUUCCAGAAUCUCGUCUCCUGCAAGAGGGUCUUCCGUGAGCUGAAGAUGCUUUGUUUCUGUAAGCACGACAACGUCCUCUCUGCCAUCGACAUCCUGCAGCCACCGCACAUCGACUACUUCGAGGAAAUCUACGUGGUGACGGAGCUGAUGCAGAGCGACCUCCACAAGAUCAUCGUGUCCCCGCAGCCCCUCAGCUCCGACCACGUCAAGGUGUUCCUCUACCAGAUCCUGAGAGGGCUGAAGUACCUGCACUCCGCUGGCAUCCUGCACCGCGACAUCAAACCUGGCAACCUGCUGGUCAACAGCAACUGUGUGCUCAAGAUCUGUGACUUCGGCCUGGCCCGGGUGGAGGAGCUGGACGAGUCGCGUCACAUGACCCAGGAGGUGGUGACGCAGUACUACCGCGCCCCGGAGAUCCUGAUGGGGAGCCGCCACUACUCCAACGCCAUCGACGUCUGGUCCGUGGGCUGCAUCUUCGCCGAGCUCCUCGGCCGACGCAUCCUGUUCCAGGCCCAGAGCCCCAUCCAGCAGCUGGAUCUGAUCACCGAUCUGCUGGGAACCCCGUCCCUGGAGGCCAUGAGGACUGCCUGCGAAGGGGCCCGGGCCCACAUCCUCAGGGGUCCCCACAAACAGCCAUCACUUCCUGUCCUGUACACCUUGUCCAGCCAGGCCACCCAUGAAGCCGUUCACCUCCUGUGCAGAAUGCUGGUGUUCGACCCCUCCAAACGGAUCUCGGCGAAGGACGCGCUGGCCCACCCUUACCUGGACGAGGGGCGGCUGCGGUACCACACCUGCAUGUGCAAGUGCUGCUACACCACCUCGUCCGGGCGGGUCUACACCAGCGACUUCGAGCCGGUCACCAGCUCCAAGUUUGACGACGGCUUCGAGAAGAACCUGACCUCCGUGCGGCAGGUGAAAGAGAUCAUCCACCAGUUCAUCCUGGAGCAGCAGAAGGGCAGCCGGGUGCCCCUGUGCAUCAACCCCCAGUCUGCGGCCUUCAAGAGCUUCAUCAGCUCCACGGUGGCCCAGCCGUCUGAGAUGCCCCCGUCCCCCCUGGUGUGGGAAUAGACUGUGAACGCUGCGGACACACACACACCAGCAGCCCACCCUCUAGCGCACGGCAGACUACUGAAGACAUAGCAGAACUACGUAGCAUUUCACUGGAGUCUAGAACUAGCAAUGUUGAUCACGUUCGUACUGUAAUAUCUACUGAUGAAGUUUCUAAAUAGUCGACCACUUAUGACAGGGACGGAGAGGGGGGUGGGGUGGGGUGCAGGAGGGAGGGGUAUUACGUGUGUGUGAGCCUUUGCCUGAAUCGGAGGGUGUGCGUUAGAGCAACGCGCACCUGCACACACACACACACACACAGCUGCUAGCGAGGCGUGGUGAGGCUCCUGCACGUUCGGAUCAAUCUGAAGGAGCGGCUCCAGACCAGUAGGGGGCGAUGGAGAAAGCACCGGGACCGGCCCGGUGACUCGCCGGCUGAAGGGCCGCGGCCCAGCUCCCCUCGGCGGCGUCUGUCCGCGGAGACGAGGCAGACGCGUCGCCCCCCCCCCCCGGCUCUCUGCGUUCGAUCUGUGGGGCGGUGCUGCGUCCGAAUGUUGAUUACUGUUAUACAGUACGGCCCGGUUUCACCCCCUUGGGCUGCUCUGCUCCUUCUCUCCCCCCCCCCCCCCGCAGCUCCUGCGCUGCUCGUCUGGCGCAGGGGUCAAAGGUCGAGGCGCGCAGCGGGCGCCGUGACCGGGUUCGAGCGUGGGGGGCGUCCGGGCACCGCUCGGUGUCAGAGCUCUUAUUAGCCCUUGUGUGAGCUGUAGACUCCCAUCCAGCGGGUCUGAUCCAGGGUUUCGCCCCCACCCUUCCUCACACCUGCGCCCGUAUGUUACUGCAGGUGCAACACACACACAGGCCGGGGCCUUGUGUUCCUGGCCCCUUUGCAAACUGCACCCAACAAAGAACGUGUUAGCUCCGCCCCGACGCAGUGUAAUAUAUACAAAAUGGCCACGCCCACCCCUGCAUGUGAUUUUUAUUAUUGUUUUAUUUUGUUAAAUUUUUUUUUUUUUUUUUAAUACUGCUUUAUACCCUUCUUGUAGCAUCUAGCAGCUGUUUAGCUGCCCAAGGGCCCGUCUCCGUAUGGAGAUGCAAAUGACCGGUCGUAGAAUGAAACACCCAAAAAAAAAAACAACCCGCAAGUCAAGCCAAAAUAACCAUUUCAGAAGGAAAUACUUGAGAAGAGAGCUGAAGAGAGGAGAGGUUCCGAGAUGUGGGCGAACCAUUUCCAGACCAUAGUACGUAAUUUAUUUCCCGAUCCGGACCGAAGGUUUUUUAAAAAAAGGUUUUCUGUGUGUGACCGAUGACUGCGGUGCUUGGCAGUGGCUGUCACCCGUUGGAGAGGGGCGUCACUUCAGGUCCUCAGAUUGUUGUUCCUGUCUCCCGCCAGCCAGAACUGCAGCUCUGCUGGGCGGGGGCGGGGGUGGGGGUGGGGGUGAGGGUGGUGCCACAAUGCUGACAGUAUUCUGACUGAGAGACUUUAUUCAUAAAGAGGAAGACAGCGACUCAGCUUCUGUUCCCUUCGUUACGCUGGGCGAUAGGUCCAUAUAUUCGCUUGUGUGUACAUACACCCCACUGCUCUGCUUUGCCACUGCUCAGAAACGCCAUCAGAGCUUAAUUACUCAAUGUAUUUUUAAUAUGGUCGGUGUUCUUUUCAAACAUCAUGACAUGCGUUCUCAUGGCCUAUGAAAUAUUGUGUAAAUACCAUUAAUAAUGGAUGGGUUUACUGGGAGGCGGUAGCUGACAGAGAGCGAGUCGAUGGAAACUGAACAGUACUGCUGUAUCGAAGGUUACCUAGCCUGUACAUUUUUAGAGCUGUGAAUUUUAUCUUAUUUUUAAGAAGUAUUUACAGGAUUAGGCAGAAGUCAAUAUACACUUGUAUACAAAGACAGUUGCAACAACUUUAAAAAAAAUGUUGCUGUGAUCUACAGAUGUGUGAGCAUGUUGCUGUUCUUCAGCUUAAAUGUUCAGAACCUUUCUGGUGUGACGAUAAUGUACCUCUUGUACAACUGUAUAGUGACUUUGUCCUUCACUCUUCAUAUGUCAAUGUGUCAGUCCAUUUCUCUUCGUUUUUUUAUUUUUAUUUUUUUUUUAAUUCAAUAGCCUGCACUGGAAAGUGUAAAUAAGUUAUGGGAAUGUUAUUGAGAGAAGAAAAAAGCAAAAAUGAAAAAUGCAUAACCAAUCAUGUUAAUUGUAUCUGUGUGUUCUCCUGAGAUGUAGAAAUGAGUACUGGAAAAAAAAAAAAUUAUUAUUUGUUUUUGCUUUAUUGUUUCAUUUUGUUAAUAUUAUUGUUUUAAUUUGACUCUCCAGAUCUUUGAAAAAACCCACUGAAUUAUUGUGUGUAUAUGUAUAUAAUGGGUUGACAUUAUUGGUCUCUACCUCCUGAGCUUAAUGACUUGGCUAUUUUCCUCCACCUGUUUUUUCAUUUUAAAGUGGAGAUGUAAAACUUGAAUGUCCCUUAAGCUUUUAUAUUUAAAACAAGAAAGCUGUUUUUUCACCUGUAUGGACAACGUAAGAUUCAAAAAAAACAAAUCUCUGUAUUUAAAAUCCUUUGUAAAUGGUUUUUGGACUGUUAGACGUUAACAUAAAUCUUACCUGUGUUUUGGGAUACGUGACCCUCUAAACCUGUGGGACCUGAUGAUUAAAGUGGCUGUGUGGA
Anguilla anguilla (European eel) is the source of this 5487-nucleotide messenger RNA. Its product is annotated as serine/threonine-protein kinase NLK-like. Lineage: Eukaryota; Metazoa; Chordata; Actinopteri; Anguilliformes; Anguillidae. Gene Ontology annotation, molecular function: ATP binding; MAP kinase activity. The record is from RefSeq and is a predicted model, not a curated record. Gene Ontology annotation, biological process: protein phosphorylation; intracellular signal transduction. The transcript has 11 exons. The coding region runs from base 1266 to 2849 and encodes 527 amino acids. Gene Ontology annotation, cellular component: nucleus; cytoplasm.